This is a messenger RNA of Diaporthe batatas, 3014 nucleotides long. RefSeq lists its product as uncharacterized. The record is from RefSeq and is a predicted model, not a curated record. The transcript has 3 exons. Lineage: Eukaryota; Fungi; Ascomycota; Sordariomycetes; Diaporthales; Diaporthaceae. Gene Ontology annotation, cellular component: plasma membrane. Gene Ontology annotation, biological process: iron ion transport; copper ion import; intracellular iron ion homeostasis. Gene Ontology annotation, molecular function: ferric-chelate reductase activity. Bases 604 to 2949 code for a protein of 781 amino acids.
GCCGUGUUGGCCCUUUGCGUCCUUCCGCGUCAGAUCAUGAGCACUUUUGAGAAGCCACUUGGAUUCUCCCGGAUAUGGGGGCCCGGAUGGGCCCAGCUAGCCCAGCCUCAUCCUCGGGAGCUUGUUCGCCAGUGGGGUCGACUGGUGAUUAAGAUGUGUAGCGCCAACGGGCCGUGUUGCAAUGUGGGACGUCGGACUCGUCUCGAUGCUUAUUACUUGCUCAUGAACUCCGUAAUAAACCAGAGCCCGUGAGCCGGGAGUACAGAAGGGUUCCAAGGUUGCACUUACCCACUCUCAUGGGCCACCAUAACGCCACCCGAUUUUGACUUGACACUGGACGAAUGCACAUGUGGGCGCUCUCGACGCCAAGGUUCCGCUCACUCGACUCGACCUCUUCUUCUGACCAUCUCACUCCAACAUCGUCCAUUCUGCCUCCCCUGCCUGUCCCUGCACCAUCCGCCUCCGAUGCUACGGUAGCAGGAAGCACGAAUCGUCCCGAGGUUCAGCUCUGGAAGCAUUUUGUACAUGACUUUGUCGUUCUGAAUUCAGCAACUCGAUUGUUACCCAGAUUACGAACCCACUCUCCGCGAAUCACCGCCCACGAUGGGUCUCUCCGUCUUUCUUGCAGCCUGGCCUCUCCUCUGCCUCGUCGCCAAUGUUGAGGCCCAGGUUGGCAAAGAUGGCGUCGUUGGCUUCGGCAUCUCCCUGUACGAGGACCUCUGCUGCCAGGCAUGUCACGAUUCGCUGUCCGCCCUGUACCUGAACUGCACCACCUUCAUGUCCAUGGACGAGGCGGGCGGCAUGGGCGGCAUGGACAUGAAGAAAAUGAAGAGGGACGACAUGGAGAUGGACAUGAUGGGCAUGACAAGCGACGAGUGCCGUGCUUCCAACGCGCCCUGGCUGCAAACGAUGGCCUACUGCAUCCAGCAGAACUGCAAGGCCGACAAUUACCCAGCCGGAAAACAGGCGACGUGCUUCAGCAACCAGGCACUCGCUGGGGCAUCCACGCCGACCCUGGAGGAGAGCCUUCCCACGGCGGCCCCGACCGUCGAGCUCGCGGCCGACGCCAUGUGGCUCAACGAGACCAGCCUGGUUAAUGCUGAGCUCUACUAUUCGACACACGGAACCCUUGGGGAAUUUGCGAGAUCUGAAUACCUUCACACAAGGUACUCGCUCAUAAUCUACCUUGUCACCAUCGGCAUCAUCCUCGUCUGUGGUGCCCUGACCCAGAUCACAGUCCUCUCUCCGGGCCUCCAGAAAAGCCUCCAGAACAACGGCCUCGUCACGAAACUCCGAUCAGCAGUGUUCAUGCCUGCUCUGUUUGGAUCUCGCCGGCUGGAACCUCUCCCAGCGCGGGCGGGCUACCUCCCAGGGAGGACACUCAGCAUCUUCAUAGCCAUCUACGUGCUCCUCAACAUCGUCUUCUCCGCCGUCGACUUCAAGAGCUUCCAGCCCAACAUUUACUUCUUUUCCAAGGGCUUCGAGAUUUGCGAAUAUGUCGGAAACCGCACAGGCACCCUCAGCUUCGUCAACAUGAGCAUCGCCAUCUUGUUCGCCGGUCGCAACAACCCCUUGAUCCCCUUCACCGGGUGGAGCCAGACCACGUUCCUCACGUUACACCGGUGGGCUGCGAGGAUCGCCACACUGCAGGCAAUCGUGCAUUCGAUCGUGUACACGACCGCGUACUGGCAGCCGGGGUAUGAAGGAGCGUCGGCGUAUGCUGCAAAGGCGGCGGAACCUUUCUUCUACUGGGGAAUUAUCGCAACCAUAGCAAUGAGCCUGGCCAUGGCCUUCGCCGUCUUGCCACUGCGCAUCAUGCUCUACGAGACGUUCCUGAUAAUCCACAUCAUCCUCGUCGUCAUCGCCCUGGCUGGCUGCUGGUACCACAUCAUCCCCCACUACGGCUACGACUGGGGCUACCAGGUCUGGCUGUAUCUCGCCUUCGCCUUCUGGGCCUUCGACCGCGUCGUGCGGGUCGCCAGGAUCGUCUACACCAACCGCCUCGGCGACUCAAAGGCAGUCGUGGAAUCAAUACCAGACAGCAACAUCAUCCAGAUCACCGUCUUCCCGAGGGUCGGCUGGGACUUCGGCCCGGGCCAGCACUGCUUCCUCUACUUCCCGGGGCUGGACAAGGUCUGGGAGAACCACCCGUUCAGCGUGGCGGGGUGGAGGAGGAAAGGGCAGACGCUGCCGGUCGUCUCGGCGCGCCGCAGCAUCAACGAGAGCGAUGCGAAGGACACCUCCGAAGUCAAGACGGUCGCCCACGAGCCUGAGGUUCAGGACUGCGUGGCGGUCCGCUUCCUCGUCCGAGUCCACUCGGGGGCGACACGGGAGCUCCAGAGGCGUCUCUCCUCGUGCUCGCCCGGCAUUAUGGAGAUGAGCGUCUACACUGAGGGCCCAUAUGCGGGCCACAAGUCGACCCUGCAGCCGCUUCUUGCCACCGACACGGUAUUGUGCCUAGUUGGUGGUAUUGGUAUUACAAAUGCCCUCGGCUUCAUCCAGGAGUACACGAGCGCGAACUCACGGGGGGCAGAGGGCGCUGGAGGGAAGAAGAAGAAGGGCGUCAUGAGGCAGGCGAAGCGGUUUAUCCUCGCAUGGUCCGCCCGGGAGAUGUCACUUAUCAAACACGUUAAGCGAAACUUCCUGAUUGGGGUGGAGGGGAUCGAAGGAGUCGAGUUCUCGUUCUGGUACACGGGCGGGACUCCCGCUGGCCAAAAGGAGGAACAGACGAACAACGGUGAAGGCCAAAAGACGACGGCAGAGGCAGCUCCAAAACAUGGGAGGAUGAACAUCGGGGAUGUAAUCAGAUCCUCCGUGGAGCCUGGGCACCACACCACCGUUCUGGUCUGCGGGCCUGGUGCAAUGGCGGAUGAGGCUGCGAAGGAGGUUGUUCAGUGUGUCAAGAAUGGCUCACAUGUUGACAUUGUUGAAGAGGCGUAUGCCUGGUAGAUUUGUAAUAACGAAACCUUCAUCUAGGAAUAGCAGUAAACAUCUGUUUGUUCAUACCUACUCAA